Messenger RNA from Numida meleagris (helmeted guineafowl), 4419 nucleotides. RefSeq names its product integrin subunit beta 1 binding protein 2 (gene ITGB1BP2). The record is from RefSeq and is a predicted model, not a curated record. The transcript has 10 exons. Bases 3056 to 4288 code for a protein of 410 amino acids. Lineage: Eukaryota; Metazoa; Chordata; Aves; Galliformes; Numididae.
UCAAAGUGAAUCGGGAAAAUCCAGCUGGAACCCAAGUAAUUUUGUCACAUCAACUAGGCAACAAUUUCCUUUUUUUUUUUUCCUCUUUUCCCUGACGCAGGGUAGCUCACCAGACGCUGUCAUUUAUCAUAGAAAGCCACAAAGGGUGGCUUUAUCUAAUGAACUGCCUUCGUAACUCCAAGGAAGGUGGUGGCCCUGCUGAAAGGAGCCACCAUUGCCCCUUUUCUUUUUCCAUGUUCAUGGUUCAGGUACCAGAGCCAUAGAGUGCCAGAGCUGGCUGAAAGGAGAGGAAGAAAGCAGGGCAGCUCAGCCCCUCACCGAGCUGUGCCUUUGGGGCCUCCUUCCAUCAUUGCACCUGGCCACCCUGCUCUGUGUGAUGCUUGCAGUGGCAGUGCUUGAAGGCAACAGCACCCUCUGAAGGAAGGCCUGCAACCCCCGCCAGCUGGGGCUGCUUCUGGCCACAGGUUUUCGUGCUGGGUGCCAGCUGAGAGUGAGAAAACGGAAUCUUUAGGGCACGCUGCACUCACUCCCUCUCACUGAACCAGUUCCUCCCAAGGACUGUGCUUUCUGGUGAGGAAUAUUGUCUGUGGAAGUGAGCACUAGAGUAAAGCAGCAGCUCGUCUCUGAGGAGGUAAAGCUAUCUCUGGAAGCAAGAAUCAGCCUCAAAUACAGCAAGAAAAUCCACGCCAGUAGUAGUGCAUGCUCAGCCAGGGAGACCAGAGCGCUGGGGUGACAGCCCAGCUGCAGGAGGACAGUGUUCAUGGAUGGAGAGAUGAAGGCUGCCCACAGAUCUGUCCCUGAAGUUCUUCUUUUCUGACACAUCGCUGCCUCCAGAGGCCACAUCUGCUUUCAUGCUCAGUACUCCAAGCUGGGAAAUCCCAGCUCUGUGCUGGACGCCCCGUCUGUAGCUGUGCCCUGUGCUACUUAUUGCAAGGUACUGGUUGCGAAAGUGACAAACUUUUUUUUUUUCUUUAGCUUGCCAAACAAUGCAAAUCACCAUCUAUAGCCUUCUGUGUCAUUGCUCCAGCAGGCAUAGCGCCUUUGGUUUUCUGUGUGCUUGAAAACCACUGGCAGCAACGGUGCGUGAAGGCAGACCAGCCCCAGGCAAACUGUUCUCCUUUCAGUAAUUAAAAAAAAAAAAAAAAGAAAGUGGAUUUUGAAAGUGAUUUGCUCAAUUUCUCUAUCUCCUUUUUGUUCUCUGCUCUAUCAAAGGAAUUGCACGUAAGCUAAAGGGGCUUUAUUUGUAAUCCCAUGCUGGUUGUUCCUUGCACGCUGUACCCAUGGACCUGUGCUGUGCUUGGAGCUCUGCCCCAGAGCAGGGUGGGGUGCAGCAGCGUGGGGCCACGACUGCUGGCAGCCCCAGCUCCGAGCUGGAGGAGGCACGAAGACUGCGCAGCCUGCCUUUCCCCAUCCGUAAAGCACUCUGAAAGCACCAGCUCUGCAACAGGCCCCUGGGGCUCGUCCUCGCUUAGCAGUGGGUGUCUUGAGCCUGUCCCCGCACUGCAACCUUUGACCUCGUCCUUGCUGGCCCGGGAGCUGCAGACCCAGCAACUUGCUGCUGUCGCUGCGCACGUGUGGUUUCCGGCCGCCUCGUUCCCUCCAGCGACCUGCAGCUGUGCAGCGGGGACGGAGCAGCGCGGUGGGGACGGAGCAGCGCGGUGGCUUGCUCCUGCCUUCCUGCAGGCGUACGGGGCCGGCCCAGCUGCUGCUCCGCUGGUGCUGGGGAGCUCUGCUUGCUCCCUGCCGGACCCUCUGCAGUGCUCAGCCCCAGCAUCACUCGGCGUUUCCUCCGCGAAGUAACCCGAGCUCCAAAUCUUCGCUGGCACGGCGAUGGCAACAGCUGCGGCCGCGCUGACGGCUCAGGGAAAGGACAAGGAGACCUGAAACCCUAUAGCAGCACACAGCCCCCUGGCUGCGCGUUCCCUGUCACAGGGCUCUGCCUGGAUUCCCAGGAGCGAAGUGAGCCCUCUGGCUUUUCAACCCGCCCUUCAGGUUCCUGUGCCUCGGAGGCUGGGUACGCUGCGCUGCAAUGGGGCACGCUUUGGGGCUGCGUGGUACUGCCGAGGGCUCCUCUGAGAGCCAGUUCCACAGCAGAAGUGCUGGGUGGCUGCUGUGCGCGCCAAAGCACCCAGGAAACGUCUGUCUCUACCAACAGGAACAACAAAAAUAAACGUUCCUUUCAGAUGUUUGUAGGAACCAAGGACAAUCUUUCAUCUCAAGAGCGCUUCCUGUUCAUAGGAGGAAAUCCCAGGUCCCGGGAUGGGAGCAGGGAGCCUGAGCAAACCUGCCCCGGGUAUGGGGAGCCCACGUAUCGUUUUGCACACUUGUGUGACGAUGGUGCAGGCAGAGAGAGCAGACGGGGACAGAUUCCAUCCCUGGGUUGCACAAGACCCUGCACUGAGGAUGUCAGGGCCGUAUGCGCUGUGUCCAGCAGACGGUCAUGCGGAAACCAGUAUAGGUUUUGCCCUAGAAAGUCUCUCCCUUUGCAGGAAACCUUCAGCUGCUUCUCUGAAUGACAAAUGAGCGGAGAGCCGUCCCUGCAGCACCUCAGGUGUUGCAACCGUACGCAGCUGAGCACCAGCAGCGCGGCGGCGUGGAUGCCCCGUGCCAGAUGCAGGCGGGAUGUGGGCACCGGCAGAGCUCAGCCCAGCCAGGGGGAGCCCCACAACUCACGUCCCCUCCGCCGGGCGCCUGCGUGUGCUGGAGCACGGGGGCAGGACACGAAUGCCUCUGCAGAUAACGGCAGUGCCCCGUCAGCUGCCGUGUCCAUCUUUGGCCGGCUCUCCGGUUACCAGCCACCUCCUCCAGCUGCCUCCAAAGAUAGGCAAAGCCACCUCCCUGCGCCUGUGCUGGAAACUACGGGGAAUCAGAGGGGGAACCGCAGGCAGGGAUGAGAUUGACGGGAUUUUUGUUGGAGUGAAGGGCGCUGCGGGCCUGCCUGAGCCAUGGCGCUGCUGUGCUACAACAAGGGCUGCGGGCAGAGGUUCGAUCCCGAGCACAACUCCGAGGGUAAGUACGUUCCUCUGCCUCGCAUCGAGGUGCGCUGGGGUGCUUGAUGUGUUCCUGCUCUGUGGCCUCAGCUGCUUGCUGUGUGCUGGCUCCAUGCCUGCUAGGGGACAGGAGGUGGCUCAGGAGCUGCCGGGCAGCACAGGCAGCUCGUGGGCAGGACUGCCCUUCCCAGAAGGCUCUGCGUGCUUUCCCCUUUUCAGAUUCCUGCCUGUAUCACCCGGGAGUCCCCAUCUUCCACGAUGCCCUGAAGGGCUGGUCUUGCUGCAAGAAGCGCACGACAGACUUCUCCGAGUUCCUCUCCAUUAAGGGAUGCACAAAGGGGUUUCACAGCAAGGAGAAGCCUCCUGAGCCUUCCCAAGAGGAGACCUCAGACAAGCCAAAGGCCAAGCCAGCAGCAGAGAUCAUCGUCCAAGGACCAAAAUCAGCUGAGAAGAUGCAGCGGGAAAGACCAAGCUCUGAUGAGCCACGACAACUGCUGCCGAUCAAAGUAUCCAGAUCUCUUGAGCAGGCACUGGAGAAAUUGAGCCUGUCUCCCAACAACAAGGAGCCCAAGGGCGACUGCGCAGGGGAGGCAGCUGCCCAGGUGAGAGCUGGCACCACCUGCAAGAACGCAGCCUGCAAGGCGACCUAUCAGGGCACGGAGAGCAACGCAGAGGUUUGUACUUUCCACCCUGGUGUUCCUGUCUUCCACGAGGGGAUGAAGUACUGGAGCUGCUGUGGGAUCAGAACGACGGACUUCAGCGCCUUCCUGGAGCAGCCGGGCUGCAGCACGGGGCGGCACUGCUGGAUGGGAAAGGCGGACAAGAAGGCGGUGUCGUGCAGACAGGACUGGCACCAAACCAGCAGCCAAGUGGUGGUGACAAUCUACGGCAAGAACCCUCUGCCCACCCUCAGCAGCGUGAAGGCCAACCGCACCGUGCUCGAAGUUCACGUCAUCUUCGAAGGGAAUAAGAUUUUCCAGGCAGAACUUGAUCUCUGGGGGGUCAUCGAAACAGAGAAGAGCUUUGUGUGCAUGGUCCCCACCAAGGUGGAGAUCACGCUCUGCAAGGCCAGCCCCGGGGCCUGGGCCAGGCUGGAGCAUCCCCAGAGCAAGGCCUGCUCCCAAGGCGAGCCGGAGCAGGCGGCCGCCAGCGCGGAGGAGCCCGAGGACGACUCGGAUGACAGCCUGAGCUGGUCGGAGGAGGAGGAUGAAGAGAUGGAAGCAGCCAACAGCGCGGCGCUGCCGAGGGGCUUUGACCAGAGCUCCGCAAGAGCAGACCGAGCCCCGAGCAGCCCGUAGCUCUCCCCUGGUCACAAGGGGCAAUGUAAUAAAAACACAAAGCGAAGCCUACACGGCGAUAUUACUGAGAUUUAGGGCGAACGCCCGCCCUCUCCCCUGCGCCCGCCAGCGCUCAGAGGCGGAGCCGUCGA